GGAGGCUCGCUUCCCUCUGUGUAUUAAGAGCUAUGAACCAGAAUAUUUACAACCCUAGGCCAAGGUCAAAAGCUCCUUUCUUUGAGGUGCAGAGUUUGUGCCUUUGGUUUAUGUGUGGCCCGAGGCCCUGUGCUGGGCAGGGACGCCCUCCCCUCGCCCCAAAGGUGAUGAAAGGGAGGUUUCUUGGGGAGGCCCAGCGCCCUGCCGCACUCUGAGCCUCGGCCCAUUCUUGGCUGGCACCAACGUUCUGCGAGGUAAGCAGGGCUGGUUCUAGAAUGACCAGGCCCGGAACGCGAGGGGCUACGUGUGCCUGCUGGGAAGGAGGCACCCAGGCUCUAGCUGCUUGCCAUGCAGCUGGCUUCUUUUCUGGGCUCACGCUGUAUUCCCCCCUAGGCAGUGAUUUCCGGAAGCACCCGCGGUCUGGGUGGCCCGCUCUCCUUCCCUCAGGCACCCCUGCCCCAUGGGUCCGACUCGUGUUGCUGUGCUUCUGCGGGCCUGGGCCAUGCUCAAGGCCUUUGAGGUCAUGGAGAAGGAGAACAUCUUCCAGAAGACUCCCUGUCCUGCCUUCCUGAUGUUCGACAAUGCUGCCUACCUGGCCGACAUGAGCUUUGAGCUGCCCUGCCACUGCAAGCCCGAGCAGGUGCUGUCAGUGGUCUGGUUCCACCAGAAGCACCUGGGCAGUGGCCACACCCAGGUGCUCACAGACUUUGACGGGCAGCUGUUGAGGGAAGCUGCGCAGGUGCGCAUGGGCAGCAACGUGCUGGCCCGCUUCAGCAUCCGCAUGUUCAGCCUGCUGGUGUACCGUGCACAGCCUGAAGACUCCGGCCUGUACUUCUGUGGCACCCACCAGGGCGACUACUUCUAUGCCUAUGAUGUGGACAUCCAGAGCAGCGAGGGGCUGGUAGCUGCCUUUGAGGACAGGGGCCAAGAGCCCUCUGUGGACGAGCGGCAUGGGGGUCUCCGCCUCUUUACCGCCUUCUGGGAGUGGACGCCCUGUGACCGCUGUGGGGUGCGUGGGGAGCAGUGGCGCUUGGGGCUGUGCUAUCUACAGAGCCCAAACCUCCCACCACGGUACCACACAGCGCCACCUGGUGUGGUAUCCUGUGGCUCUCAGGCUGUGCCCAGGGGCCUCCGAGCUAUGGCCAUGGCCCAUGCUCCCGAGCUGCUGGUGCGGAGCUGCCAGGUCCCCUGCACCAACCAGAGCCGGGUCCGCGAGGGCAUCCUCACACUCUACAGCUAUGUGUCCAGGCGGGGCAGCAGGCCCUGGCUGCCUCGGGUGCCCAUCCAGUUCCACCAGCAGAGACUGGGCCAUGGGCUCAUCCUCUCCUGCCCCGGGGCGCGGCCUGAGCAUGCAGUGGCCUGGGACAAGGACCGCCAGCCCCUGUACCACACCCAGUACCUGAAAGGUAUUAACAGGUCCAUGCGGGUGUUCAUUGACCAUGGCCACCAGCUGCACAUCCGCUUUGCCCAGCGGAGUGACCGUGGCACCUACUACUGCUGGCGCCAGGGUACACGGGUAGCAGGCAUCCGGCUGGGCGUGACAGCCCGGGGGCACUACCCAGCCUCACUCUCGGACCCUGAGACCCGCUCUGCCCUGCGCCUAGCCCUGCUCAGCUACCUGUUCCUGGCGGCCGUCUUCAUUGCUGUCCACCUCUGCCGCUCCUGCUGCUACUUACUCCGCUGUUGUCCAGACUUGUCCCCCUAGGUCCCCGCCCCUCAGCC
This is a messenger RNA of Octodon degus (degu), 1722 nucleotides long. RefSeq names its product Ig-like V-type domain-containing protein FAM187A. The transcript has a single exon. Bases 461 to 1705 code for a protein of 414 amino acids. NCBI's taxonomy places the organism in Eukaryota, Metazoa, Chordata, Mammalia, Rodentia, Octodontidae. The record is from RefSeq and is a predicted model, not a curated record.